Bactrocera latifrons is the source of this 649-nucleotide messenger RNA. Its product is annotated as putative nuclease HARBI1. The annotation marks the transcript as partial. The transcript is spliced from 2 exons. The record is from RefSeq and is a predicted model, not a curated record. NCBI's taxonomy places the organism in Eukaryota, Metazoa, Arthropoda, Insecta, Diptera, Tephritidae.
GCUGAAGAAUUAGCUUUUGGAUAACAUGAAACGUGUUCGCUGCAAUUUCAGAGGCUGAUGACUAUGCUACAACCAAUGUGGACCGAAUCAUCAACUGGUCGUACUGUAGUUUCCAUGGAAAAGGCAUUGUAUUUGACAAUUUGGAAGCUUGCCAAUAAUACAUCAUUUCGACAAAUUAGUGAUAGAUUUGAUGUAGGAAUGGGCGCCACUUAUAGAACAUUUAUUAAAAUCCUCAAACUUAUAUGUCGUCUAAAAUCGACAAUAAUAAAAUUUCCAACUACUACUGCAGCUCAAAAAAAGAUCGCUGAUGGGUUUUCUCAACGUCGCCACAAUAUAUWUCCUUUUGUAUUAGGAUGCAUUGAUGGAACGCACAUUCUCAUAUCACAACCAAAAAAUGAUGCAAUAAGUUUCUAUAACAGAAAAGGGACGUUUUCCAUCAUUGCACAGGCCAUUGUUGACAGCGAUAUGAAAUUUCUAGACGUCUUUGUCGGCUGUCCCGGACGAUGUCAUGACGCAUCAGUGUGGCAAAGGAGCCCAUUUCGUAGAGCACUAGUAAGCGGUGAAUUAAAAAUUCCACCAAAUCWCCACUUCUUAGGCGACGCAGCUUAUCCGCUAGAAACGUUUCUCAUGGUGCCAUAUCGGGAUAAUG